Molecule: messenger RNA, 2068 nt
Organism: Rotaria sp. Silwood1
Lineage: Eukaryota; Metazoa; Rotifera; Eurotatoria; Philodinida; Philodinidae
Source: the annotation of a GenBank genome assembly
AUGGACAAUUGGUUUUAUAUGGAUCGAAUGGCAUUUGAAGAUGUUCUUAUGAAUGAAUUAGGUGUAAAUCUUACUGAAAAAUUAUUAUCAAUCGAUUUUGACCUUCCAGUAUCAUUUAUGAUUGGUGAAACAUCGGAUGAAAUAUUAAUAAAAAUUCAACAAACAUUUAGUCGUGAAAUUUGUGGUAAAAUAAUUUGUAAUGAAAAUUGUCUAUUAUGUUCAUUUAAUCAAUCAACUUAUGCAAAACUAGCUUGGUUUGUUGAACGUUUACUUAUUAUGAGUCCAAUACGUAAAGCUUUUAUCAAACCAAAAAUAUUUCCAACAUUAUUAAAGGAAAAUUUUUCACAUAUGAAGGAUAAAGAUGUAAAAAAUCAUAUCAAAAUUCCUUUUCGUUCAACUACAGAUAUUUCAUUAGAUGUUACUGAAGAUGAAAAUGAUAGAAAAAUAGCAAUUCAAGUAAGUUUUCAAAUAUAAUUUUCUUAAAAUAUUACAUUGAUAAUUACUCUCUAUUUACAGGAUUCAAAUGAUAGUGAUUCAGUCCCUGACUAUUGUAGAGUUAUUAUUUCAGUCAUAAUCUUGAUUAUUAUUCUUAUCAAUUGUUAUUGCAUUCUCAAAAAUUGAACAAUUUAUGUUACAUCGAUUUAUUUUUUGAAAUAUACAAAAAACAAACAACGUUCGCAUCACUCUUUGUUAUUAGUCAAGGACAGAUGUCGUUUUUCUCAUGCUUCUUUGUAAUUUAUGAUUAUUUUUGUCAAAUAAAUUUUUUUCUAUAAUAUUCUUCAAUCAAAUCUUUUUAGUUAAUAGUUUCAAAAAUAUUAAAUUUCAGUUAACUUAAAAGAUUAAAAAUGAUUUUGAUCUUUUCUGAUGUGAGUGUAACAGAGUGAAGUAAUUCAAUCAUACCCAGUCCCAUAUCCUCGCUUGCUAAAUAUGCAGUGCUACAAUAAGAUAUCGUAGUUGAGAGUCCUAUUACUCUGCAAAUGAUCUAUACUUUUCUGACAUCUGAUAUAUAUUCACCAAUAGCAUUAAAGAAUUCGAAUGUAGCCAGUAAUUGGUGUAUUCGUGAUGCUGUUGUCUAACCACUAGAUGAUAUAAUUAUAGGUCUAUCAUGUACAUUUGGUUUAGCUCUAAAACAUUUACUCAAACAUUUUCAUUUCUAACGAACAACAUUAGAUAUAUCAAAUACUAAAUAUAUCAGUAACACUAUGCGAAGUAUUUCACGUCAAAUAACUAAUGAAAUCUUUCGAAAACCUCCGUAUCUAGAAUUUAUUCGUAGUGAGGGUGUAGACGUGAGCGAAAUUAGAAGACUCACAUCUCUCAUAGUGAUUCGUAAGACAUUAAAUAUAUUAUCAUUAGUCACUGUCUUAUACGUAAUGAAUAUAUUUAUGAGCCAUGAAAACUUAUAUUGUGAGGUACUAGCAAUCAAACCAAUAUCUUCUUGACUUUUGUUACAAAAUCUGAUCUAGGUGUUUUCACAAACAUUUCUUCAUUGUAUAUCCAUGUUCAAAUGAUUGACCUUUUCAACUUCAUAUCCUGAACAAUAUUGCAGUGCCUCAAUCGAUAAAAAUCAUGACUUUAGAGUACAGGAUAAAGUCCAGACCAAUCUAGAUCCUCCGCUUUUGAUACACCAAACCUGAAACAAAACCAUAACCACUGCCUACAGUCAACACUCAUAUAUAGAACUUUCGAAAUAAACGAUGAGAAACUAUGAAGCAAAAUGUAUUCUAUAUGUGAGACAUACGUGCUUGUUUAUUUUUUCAAUUGAGAACAGAUGUCUGUGACAAUCAGGUGACCAUGCGGGCAAGAUCGUGACAAAAAAAUAAAUCGCUUUACUAUUACAUUGUUUUCGUUUUCUAACGACUCACAUCAUCAUGUACUACAGUACUUCUCCUUUUUAUUGUUUUGAGAACUACUAGGUGAAAAAUAAAAAUAUUAUGCAUCUAUAUAUAUACAUAUAUGUAUCUCUUUCCUAUAUCUAAGUGCUUUCUUUUCUUGUAUUGAACUGUCAAAUCUUUACCUACAGGUCGAUUACGUUAUUUUUAAUAGUUUUCUUCAGCUUACUGUAUUUCUG